Messenger RNA from Suillus subaureus, 1341 nucleotides. RefSeq lists its product as uncharacterized. The record is from RefSeq and is a predicted model, not a curated record. Lineage: Eukaryota; Fungi; Basidiomycota; Agaricomycetes; Boletales; Suillaceae. The transcript has 7 exons. The coding region runs from base 1 to 1341 and encodes 446 amino acids.
AUGCCAUCUCUCAGGACAAUCUGCGCAGCUCUGACCGGUACCUUUUUGCUCGGCUUUGGAACUCUCCUGCUCAAGCCCUCGAGCUAUAGACUAGACAUACAGGAUCCCCCUGCGCAUUCUACUAUCUUCAAUUUAGACUCACAGUCAUAUGUCCAAGGCCCACCCACUCAACACUUUCGAGAUAACCUUCGCAAUGACACGAAGUACAUUACAUCGUGGGCUUCAGCGGGAUGGACGAACGACGUGAUAACCUAUGCCAAUUUGAUUUACCUGGCACUCAUAACAGAGCGUACACCCAUAAUCCCAAAGUUCCUUUCUACUCAUAUCGACCCAGGUGCACCUCCAUUUGUUUUUGGGGAAGUGUUCGACAUCCCUCGACUUAGUCAAGCCAUAGGGAUUCACUUGCUUGAAUGGCACGAAGUAAAAGACCCAGAAAGUCAAGUUCUCGACGAUCUUGGUUGUUGGAGUAUCUGGGAAACCGUCCAACAGCACAUCCCGAUUCCUGCACCACGGGGAAGUCCCUCCCUGAACCUACUCAAGCUUGAUAUCUCGUGGACGCGAGCUCCACCUUGGGUCGAGCUGACAUCUCCUAGCAAACACGACAAUCAUGCAUCCUUUUGGCCACUUGCAUCACUCGGAUUUCCAGAGACUCGCUCGAACAGCCUGGCAUUACCGUUAACGAAUCACCCUUCUCCUCAGCAUCAGGUUUCCCUGCCCCCGGACGAGCACGUAUUAUGCUUCGACUUCCUUUACUACGUAAGCGCCCAUCAUACAUGGGAAUGGGAAUUAGACUAUUCUCCCGCGUGGAGAUUUGUAGGCCAACACAUGCGAUGGACUGCAAGCAUGGAAAGGCUUGCCGAUAUGCAUGCCCGGCGUGCCAUGAACGUGCCAGCAAAUGAACCGACACCUCCCUAUGUAUCCGUCCACAUACGACAUGGUGACUUUCGCGAUCAAUGUCAGGGUGUUCCUGUGGAUCAAUGCUUUGCCUCGUUGUCCGUCAUUGCGCGCAGGGUAUCCGAGGUACAAGAGGAGCUUCGCAUACGAAAAGGGAUUGAAGCCACACAUGUUAUCAUGACCAGUGACGAAAGUGAUCCGGAAUGGUGGUCGGAGGUUAGGGCGUUAGGGUGGACGUGGGUAGAUUAUGCGGCAGAGCGGACAGAAGAGAUCUAUGGAAAAUGGCAUCCGGUGUUCAUCGACGCUAUCAUUCAGUCGAAUGGAGCUGGAUUCGUUGGCACUCUUCGUUCUACGAUGUCCACCCUGGCUAGCCGUAGAGUACAGUCAUGGCAUGACGGAGCAACUCGGACCAUCGCAUGGGGGUGGCCGGGCGCCGAUGACCAUUGA